AUGGCUAAGUACGAUAACUCAAGAGUGGGUUUUUUGCGUCAAGCUGAGGAGCUCGCCCACUUCGCGCAGUCUGUAGAGCUGGAGUCGCUAAAGGGCCGGGCUCUAGGACGAGAUGUUGUUGCGCUCGUGGACGAGGUCUCAACACAGAGGGAGACACGCACGUGCUUUGGGUGCGGAAAGGCCGGUCACAUCAAGGCCGAAUGUCGAAGCAAAGGCCGUAGUAGUUACGAUGGUCGUCGUGGAAAACAUGGCGCAGACCUCGUUUUGGCGAUCAACGAUCGUGGAAUCAAGAAGAAGAACCCGCAUUUUGGUUAUGCUGGAAAAGAUGCGAAGGACGAGCAUGAAGAGUGGAUCUUGGAUAGUGGUUUAAGUCGUCACCUCGUGAAGGAUGAGAGCCUGUUGCUGGAUGCACAAGACUGCAACUAUCAGUGCAACAUGGCGGAUGGAGAAACACUAUCCCUGUCAAGAGUCGGUAGCGUCCGUUUAUGCGUUAUGGCAGGUGGCAAGGAGCGGACGGUCAAGCUUAUCGAAGUGUACCUUGCGACUGAACUCGAGCGCAACAUUGUCUCAUAUGGAAAACUCGAGCUCAAAGGUUUUGGAUUGGUGUACGAUGGCGCGACGCGCUCGCUCGCCAAUCGCAGUAAUGGGGAAGUGGCUUUCGAUUUGACAAUGGAGAACAACGUACUUUACGUUAAGACUGUGGAAACUUCGCACUUAAGGAGCAUGCCAAGUGAUGUACUAAUGGCAAUACUGGCUGAAGAAGGAGCGGCUGAGUCAUCGUUGGGAGUGCAAAGCGGCACGCUCAUGCAUUUUCACCAGCGACUCGGACACCUUUCUUUCGACACGGUGGAACGAAUGGCGAAGGAUCCUGCGUCAGGGAUCAAACUCACGGAUCGGCGCAGACUCACGUGUUUGUCAUGUGCUGAAGGGAAGCAGACGAAGAAUUCUCAAUCGCAAAAGGACACCGGCGUGAAUGCACCAAUCGACAGGAUUGGUGGAGUUAUCUGCUCGGAUCUAAAGGGACCUAUGACGCCCAAGGACCGACAUGGAAACAGAUAUCUCGUGAAUUUUAUUGAUCACAAGUCGAAUUACUGCCGCGUGUUUCUGGCCCCAACUAAGGAUCAAGCAGCGAAGAAGUUUGAGCACUUUUUGGUGUUUUUUGAAAAGCGAUUUAUUUGUCGUAUUCUUGUGCUACGUACGGACGGCGGCGGGGAGUACCAGAAUGUGGACUUAUUCUGA
Peronospora matthiolae is the source of this 1239-nucleotide messenger RNA. Lineage: Eukaryota; Oomycota; Peronosporomycetes; Peronosporales; Peronosporaceae. The record is from the annotation of a GenBank genome assembly.